AUGGAGCUCGGUCGAGACUCUGAUACAGGUGGACAGGUCAAAUAUGUGGUAGAGCUUUCUCGAGCUCUUGCAAGGAUGCCUGGGGUUUAUAGGGUAGAUCUCUUUACUCGCCAAGUGUCAUCUCCUGAGGUUGAUUGGAGUUAUGGUGAACCAGCAGAGAUGCUAACUGCAGGUCCUGAAGAUGGUGAUGGUGAUCUGGAAGAAAGCAGUGGAGCAUAUAUUAUUAGAAUCCCAUUUGGUCCACGUGAUCAAUACCUCAGCCAAGAAUUACUCUGGCCAUAUAUUCAAGAAUUUGUAGAUGGUGCUCUAGCUCACAUUCUUAUCAAUAUCCACAAGCAAAGACUCAUGGGAGGUCAUUUCUUGAUGAAGUGCCCAAACCGAUUGCAGCCAUGA
This is a messenger RNA of Prunus armeniaca (apricot), 393 nucleotides long. The record is from the annotation of a GenBank genome assembly. NCBI's taxonomy places the organism in Eukaryota, Viridiplantae, Streptophyta, Magnoliopsida, Rosales, Rosaceae.